Homarus americanus (American lobster) is the source of this 1832-nucleotide messenger RNA. Its product is annotated as troponin C, isotype gamma-like. The record is from RefSeq and is a predicted model, not a curated record. The transcript has 6 exons. The coding region runs from base 187 to 654 and encodes 155 amino acids. Lineage: Eukaryota; Metazoa; Arthropoda; Malacostraca; Decapoda; Nephropidae. Gene Ontology annotation, molecular function: enzyme regulator activity; calcium ion binding.
GGAGAACCAAGUGAUUAUUUCAGUAGUGACGUGGGCUGUCAGAAGGAAGAUUGGAGUGGCUACCCCAGCUGCCCUGUGUAGCGCAGACGUCUUCCGGAGCCCCUCGAGGCUGGUGAUCCCUUCUUCGUUCUCCUCCUCCACUACUCGUUCGACUACUUAAGGAACCUACCUACCUCUGCCACCACCAUGAAUGAGAGCAUUGUUGGAGGGCUCGACAAAGUCCAGGUCGAAGGUCUCCGUAAGGCUUUCGAUGCCUUCGACACUGAUAAGAAGGGCGCCAUCUCCACCGACACCGUCUCCACCAUCUUGAGGAUGAUGGGCGUCAAGAUCUCCGAGAAGAACCUUCAGGAGGUCAUCUCCGAGGUUGACGAGGACGAUUCCGGUGAGCUAGAGUUUGAGGAGUUCUGUGCCUUAGCGGCUAAGUUCCUUAUAGAAGAGGACGAAGAAUCCCUCAAAACAGAGCUAAAGGAAGCGUUCCGUAUAUACGACAAACAAGGCGACGGCUACAUCACGACGCAGACCUUGAAGGAGAUUCUCCGCGAGCUGGACAACAAACUGACAGAGGAAGACUUGGACGGUAUCAUUGAUGAGGUUGACGAGGACGGCUCCGGCACCCUCGACUUUGACGAAUUCAUGGGAAUGAUGGCUGGCUAACUCUUUCCUUCUCCACUACCUCUUCCUCCUCCUCCUCCUCCUCCUUAUUCUUCUUAGUCUUCCUAUCUCCUAACAACAACAACAACAACAGCACCUCACAACACUCACUCACCCACUACUCGCACCUGGUUCACUUUUAAUUAAUUAUUGACUCACCUGUACUUACCUGUCGCCUCACGUACACAUAUUCUACUACUACUACUACUACUACUACUGCUGCUAUUCCUCCGAGGUGUCUUCGUCGUCCACUCCCACAUACACACUAACAACCUCCUCCUCCUCAAUCCAGGCUCCUGUUUUAAUUUUUUCAGAAUUCAUGGAGAUGAUGACCGGAUAAUAUCAGCCUCCACCUCCUCCACCUCCUCCACCUCCUCAUAAAAAAAAUGAAAACAAGCUCACUGGCUUAACUUCUCGGGUUUUUUUUACAUUUGUCUACUCCCCCUAAACACCCCCACCCCCUUCAUCCUUAGACUGACAUCAUGGUGAACUCUCUCGUGAUAUCAUCAAUCCCCCCCUCCCCCCAACUCCUCUCCCCCUACUACCAAGUGUGUUUUGGUCAGUGACGUCAACACAUAUCUGGAGCCAAUCAUCGUAGCUAAACUAAAAGACGUCAAAAAUGAACCAAUCAUCUUCAUCAAAGCAACACAGCCAGUGUCGUCACACAUUACAUCAACCAAUGAAUCGUCCGUAUUGAAUGUGACGUCACCGUACGGAACAUUCAAUAGGAGGAGUGUAACCUGUAGUGUGUGUCCAGCAUUUAUGACGUCAUGGGGUAAGACCAUCGUUAAGAGCCGGAAUUUACGUCAAGAAUUACGUCAUUGAAGAACAAGAACGUCGCCAGGCCAGGAAGAACGUCGCCAGGCCAGGAAGAAGAGGAGAGGGACAGGGUCAGGUGUGUCCUCCGAGGGAUAAACAAACAAACAAAGACAAAAAAAAUCCAUCUAACAACAACAACAAGAGGAGGAAAACCCUGACUUUUAUCCCUAUCUAUUUUUUAUUGUCCUCAAAUACUUUCUGGAUCAACAAAUAUCUACUUAUAUAUAUAAAAAAAAAGUCAAAAUAAAAGUUACUUGCCUACUUGUUUGUGCUUUUGUGUCUCUCUUGCACUGAGUUGGGAAGACUAUUUAUAACUAUUAUUAUUAUAACAACAAUAAUAAUAAAAUAAUAACAAUACUAAA